CCCGGGGCGGGACGGGGCGGGGAGAGGCGGGGAGAGCAGAGUCGAGCCAUGGCAUUCGCGAGGUGGUGGUACGCCACGCAUGGUGACAAGAAGGCAAGCGGAACUUCUUCUGAAUCGGACAAGAAAAAAGCAGAUGCAGGAGAGCAGAAAUCAGCAAGUGCUCAUGUCAGCCAAGCCUCUAAAUCACAGAAAAGUGAAGGCCCUUCUGCUGCUAAGGAGCAGCCCGCAUCUAUGGAUGCAUCAAAACAACCAAUUAUGAAGCCAUCUGAAACCAAGCCCACACCAACUACCAAAACUGAAUCUGGAAAAAACAUGCCGUCAACCAAGCCAGCAGACUCUCAAAAUAAACAGCAGUCAGAAGAGAAGCAAAAAGAACCCAGUGAGGCAAAAAGCCAAACCUCACUUUCUGUGACAACAACUGCUAAACCAAAUAACACAGAAAAAACAACUGCAACUCAAGGUGACCAGCCUCCACAAGUACCUUCCAUAGAGACAGCAAAGCCUAAGCCUGAGAAGACAGAGAAGGUGUCCAUAGCAGCUGGUGGGACUGUGGCAGGCGCAGCGGGGACAAGCGCAGUUGCUGUAGCUGAUGAGUCAAGUGCCGAGCUCGGUAUGGACGAGUCGGCACUAGAUAGCCUAAUAGAUACCCUAGGUGGAUCUGAAGAAGAUGUGCCUCCCAGUCCUGUUUACACUGGCCCAGAAGUUACGGAAGAUAUAACCUCAAGAUACUUGGAAGAAAUGGGUAAACGCGAAGGUAGUCUUCCUCCAAAGUAUGUUGAAUUGUUGAAGAGCAAAGGGCAUGGCAAGGAUGAAGUCCUACCGAAAGAAGAGCGACGAGAUGAAAAACCCAUGACAGACGAUGAGCUGGCAGAGUACCUGUCAUCUGACUUCACCUGUAGCACUGCUUCUGCUGAAGAGAAGGAGACAAGUCUAGCAGAGAAACCAGGUAAAGAAGGAGAAAUUGUUCAGACGCAAGCACCAAGUUCAGUCAAGGCCUCACUUCCUCCUAAAGAGAAGACAACAAAACCAGAAGAGGAAAUUAAUGACGAUGCAAUGGAUGCUCUUCUUGACACUCUUGGUGGACCUGAACCUGAACCUGAAGAAGACCGUGGCCCUGUUGUAGAGGUGUCAGAGGCAAAAGCUAAAGAGAAAAAAGAAGUAAAGGCCGGAGAACAUGAGGAUACGAUACCUCCAGAGUACAGGUUAAAAUCAGAGCUGGAUAAGGAUGGAAAACCAAUAUUGCCGAAGCCUGAAGAAAAGCCUAAGCCUUUGAGUGAAUCGGAUCUCAUUGAUGAAUUUUCAAAAGACUUUGCCUGCCCUGUACAGCCUGUGGUGGAAUCCAAACCGCUGAAGCCCAGCAGCACAUCCAAAAAGCCUCCAGCUCCUGUGCCUGCAAAAACUACUAAGGAUGAGGUCGUCCCUCGUGCAACAGCUUGCACUGUGCAGUCUUCAGCUCCAUCAGCAGUGUCUCCAGUCAGUCAUGUGGCAGACGAAGCACUGGAAGCCCUGUCCAGUAGCCUAGGGCAGAGGGAGCCUGAUCCAGAUGAAAAUAAACCUGCUGUGGACAAAGUUAAGGAGAAAACCAGACAGGAAGAAUACAAAAAACUGGGUGAAGAUGAAGAAACUAUUCCUCCUGAGUACAGACUGAGAGAAGCCAAAGAUAAAGAUGGAAAACUACUCCUACCAAAACCAGAAGAAAAGCCCCAGUCCAUGACUGAAAAUGAUCUUUUAGAGGGUUUGACAGAAGGAUUUUCCUGUUCUCCAUCACCUUCUGCACCAUCACCUGCACCAACUGUAAUUAAGAAAGCCAAGAAGUAUGCAAAGACUCCAGAUUGCUCUGAUGUUAUCUCUGCUGCAACCAUUUCUUCAGUGCACUCAGCAGCUCCUUCAGCUUCUUCCUCAGGAGGAAAAGAGAUGGAUGAUGCCUUGGAUCUCCUGUCUGAUUCCCUGGGGCAGAGGGAGCCCAACCCUGAGGAGAACAAACCAGUUGUGGAUAAAGUGAAGGAAAAGGCUAAAUCUGAACACAGAGACAAGCUUGGAGAAAGAGAUGAUACUAUCCCUCCUGAGUAUCAAAAACUUCUGGAGUCUGGUGGUCAGGAUAAACCAGGAGAGAGAACUGCAAAGGAUGAUGCCAAGCACAAAGAACCAAAGAAGCCCACAGAUGACUCAGCAGCUAUUGAUGCCCUAUCAGGUGACUUUGAUACUUGUGCGAAGUCUCCUGCCACGCCAAAGCACUCAAAGUGUAGGACAAAAGUGGAAAGCAAACCGUCACCACGAAGCCGACCCAGAAGGAUAAAGGAAAACCUGGAGACCCUAAAAAGGCUAAGGGACAGUCCUCCGGCAGCAAACCUGAGAAGCAGAAAACAAGCUAAACAUUGACACCAUCAGGACCCUGGCACCUCAUUUAAAUGUCUUCUUUCUGCUGGUGGAUCAUUGCUCCUGAAGAACAAAAGCUGAUGCUAAAAGCCUGUGGUUAUUCUGGGUGGUUUCUGUACAGUGACACUCACUGGACAUCUUCCGUGUUUCCUUUUUUCCCCUAGCAGACUAAGGUGGUUUUGGUUUUUUUCCCCUAGCUCUUCCUUUUAUUAUACUCAUGUAUUUCGACUUUUUUUUUGUAAUUUUCUUCAGUUUUCAGAGGGAAAGUGUGCUUUAUAUUCGCAAGAAAUGUAUUUCCUAAAUGAAUAGCAAUGCCAAAGAGAAAUUCCGCAGACUUUUGCACAUAAUCUCCACAUAGUGCCUGUAAAUCUCAGAAGAUUUCGUAUGCGCUUGCAUUUUAAAUGUUGCAGCAAAUGCAUUAAAGUGUUCUGGAAUAUC
Cuculus canorus (common cuckoo) is the source of this 2814-nucleotide messenger RNA. It is a transcript of the gene CAST, whose product is annotated as calpastatin. The record is from RefSeq and is a predicted model, not a curated record. Gene Ontology annotation, cellular component: cytoplasm. Lineage: Eukaryota; Metazoa; Chordata; Aves; Cuculiformes; Cuculidae. Gene Ontology annotation, molecular function: calcium-dependent cysteine-type endopeptidase inhibitor activity. Bases 49 to 2379 code for a protein of 776 amino acids. The transcript has 30 exons.